Messenger RNA from Strongylus vulgaris, 1274 nucleotides. The record is from the annotation of a GenBank genome assembly. NCBI's taxonomy places the organism in Eukaryota, Metazoa, Nematoda, Chromadorea, Rhabditida, Strongylidae.
AUGGGUAAGACGGUGUUCUGUUUAGAAUGGUCAGUUCUUGAUAAAUGGUGUUGGAUGAUGGAAAUGUACAUGCGAACUGUAGAACGUCCAUCUUUUGAUUGGCGUUUCAAAGGAGCUAUGGCAUUUCACAAUGAGUUUGCAGCUAACGGUAUUCAGUACAUAGGUUCGCUAACCCCUGAAAUUCUGAUCGAAUUGACAUCUGUUUACGGCGAGACGGAAGCAGAGUCUCAAGAAAUAAAGGUGAUAACUUCAAAUGAAAUCCGUCCACGAAAAAGAGGACGUCCGCGAGGGUCGUUAUCAACAACGUUAGCGCAAGCCCUUUCAGGAAUGUUGAAUUGUGAAAACAGUAAGGGAGUUACUUUUCCUAUAGCUUCUGGCGCUAUAGUGCAGGGAAAUUCCGCUUUCCGAAACAAGUCCCAAAAAUUAGACACUUCAUCGAUUGCCGUCAACGGAACUGUUGAUGAAAAUGCUGGAAUCCAAUGGACAGCAGAGACUGUGAACAAGUUAAUUGAGUAUGUAAAGGAGAUCCCGGUUCUGUGGCAUUCUGACCAUCCACAACAUUGUAACCCUGUGAUACAGAAACAGUUCUUCUCAGAAAUUGCAGGGAAACUCAAUGGUAUCUGCGGUGAAACUUCUGUCAGCGCGGAGGAAGUUUCUGAAAAAUGGGCAUCUCUUCGAGACAACUUUGAUCUUUUAACCAAAGCAAAACCCGAAGAAUGCAGUAACUGGGAAUAUUACCAAAGAUUGUUGUUUCUUUCACCUGAAGUUAUACGCGCAUGCAGAUUGGAUCGCGUGUCCCAAGAGAAGGAAGGGGUACCAUCCAGUUCUAGUAGUGUUCCAAUCGAUGUACAAUCUGAAAUCUAUAAAAUCCUUGGAUUUCUUCCAUCGCCGGUCAAAGACAAAAAUGCGGAGGUAAUUCUGAGCAAGAAACCCAGACUCACUCAUAGUUCUGGCUCAACAAAUUCUGUGAAAACUCACAUCGAGUUGGAUUCCACUCCGCAUGUUCAACAAGUCGUAUCGACAUGGGUUCCGCCUCGAGAAGAUUCAUGUGAAACUGCCUUACAGCCCCCUUCAACUCCUCCAACAGCAACGGCUCAAGUUACUGUGAAGAGCGAGAUCGAUCACAUUCUACAAAAUUCUCUACCCCGGAUAAGCUUGAACAACACGGAACCCGGGUUCGGAGAUCUGCUUCAGCCUCCCGUACGCCCUUUUGAAGAUAAAUGGACACUGAUGGGUAAGCUGAUAAUAGUUGUACACAUUAUAGGGAGUUAAAG